AUGCCAAGAAAUCAACUGAGGAUGAAAAAGGAAACAAGAAUAUUGGGGGCCAUACAAAUGGUGACUGGUCUGAUUUGUAACUGGCUGGGAGUAAUCUGGACAUAUUUGCUUGUCACACAAGAGAUUGCAUUUGGAAAAGUCUAUCUGCCUCUGCUAGCAUUGACAGGAUACCCAUACUGGGCAUCUCUGACUUUUCUUCUCUCAGGAUUCUUGACAAUAAUGUUAGAGAAGAAUCAGUCAAAGAUCUUGGUGUCCUAUGCUAUAGCAGCGAAUAUCGUGAGUGCCAGCAUUGCAGUGAUUGGUCUACUUUUACUAUCAUUUGAGUUUAUCACAUCCAAUUUAAAUUCAGAUGCUGUUAUUUGGCCUUGGAGAAGUGGUAAAAUGCUUUCACAGUAUUUGUUCAUAUUCAUCACCUUGGAGUUGAUUGUCUCAUGUAUCGUGACCAAUUGGGCAUGCAGAGCAAGAUAUGGGAGAUAA
Myotis myotis is the source of this 477-nucleotide messenger RNA. Its product is annotated as membrane-spanning 4-domains subfamily A member 12-like. Gene Ontology annotation, cellular component: plasma membrane. The transcript is spliced from 5 exons. Lineage: Eukaryota; Metazoa; Chordata; Mammalia; Chiroptera; Vespertilionidae. Bases 1 to 477 code for a protein of 158 amino acids. Gene Ontology annotation, biological process: cell surface receptor signaling pathway. The record is from RefSeq and is a predicted model, not a curated record.